AUGGACGUGCUAGCUAAAAAGUGGUUGGGGAGUCUCCGAUAUCGAGAGGUGGAUCUCAUUGAUAGGGUGUUACCUUCUUUCCCUUUCCGUAAUGAGGCUUUUAUUGCCCGAGCAUCUUGCAUUCAAGACGAUGAGCGGUGUCGUGCCGCUGUAGAGCCCUCACAACAUGCUUCAGUUGAUCUUGUUAGUGCUAAUGUUGGUGUUGAGUCUUCAAGGAACAAGUCUCUGGAGGAAGAGGUUGUGGAGGAUAAAAAAGGGGUUCUUCCUUUGGUGAACAAGCGUAAAGCAGCUUGGAAAAGUGUGAGUGGUCAGGAUGUUGAGGUUCUAGCACUCGUAUGA
This is a messenger RNA of Lactuca virosa, 339 nucleotides long. Lineage: Eukaryota; Viridiplantae; Streptophyta; Magnoliopsida; Asterales; Asteraceae. The record is from the annotation of a GenBank genome assembly.